CAAUUCCUUAUAAACGGACAUAGCUGGAAGAAACGAAACCGCACUAUUCUGGAAAUGACCGUUGUGAAAUUAUUUAUUCAAAUAUUCGUCAUCCUCCUCACAAAAUUCAAAAAGCGCAAAUGACCGUUACCGAAUCUUUUUCACUAUAUCAAUCCUCCUCGCCAAAUAUUCAUCCUGCACAAAAUUCUCUCUCUCUCUCGUAAAAGCGACCAAUAAUUUCGAAUUCGUGUGGAACAAUUCUGCAGGAAACAAAAAAAUGGCAUUGAGGCCUAUUGAUAAUGCGAUGCCAAUCCUUUGCGAUAAGCCCAAAAAGCAAGCAAAGGCGAUAAUUCCAUCUCACAAAGAAAAGCAAUUGCCUGUUGUUGGUGUGAAUGAUGAAAACAAAAUCCCUUUGCCCCAGCAAUCGUCCGUGGAUGCCUCCAUUGAUUAUAUUUCCUCUCAAGAUCUUAAAGCCUUUCAAGACCCAGAUUCCCAAAUCCAGGGUCUUGUUGGAGGGCUGGAGUCCAAGGAUUGGCUGAAAGUUUGUGAAUCACUGAAUGAUGUUAGGCGGUUUUCCCUCCACCAUCCCAAUCUCUUGCUGCCAAUCUUGGACAAAGUGGUCUUAGUGAUGGUGAAAACAAUCAAGAACCCAAGAAGUGCAUUGUGCAAGACCUCUAUCAUGGCUUCUUCUGAUUUGUUCAAAGCCUUUGGUGUGAAGUUACUUGAAUCAUCAGCCCGCGAUGCUAUUGACCAUUUGUUUUUGCAGCUGCUACUAAAAGCUUCCCAAGAUAAGAAAUUUGUUUGUGAGGAGGCAGACAGAGCAUUGUUGGCAAUGGUGGAGGCCAUGCCCCCACUCCCUUUACUCCACAUGCUCAGUGCCUUUAUUAAACACUCAAACCUCAGAGUCAGAGCAAAAGCUGCAAUAUCUAUCUCUAAUUGUGUCUCCAAGAUGGAUCUGAAAGGUAUGGAGGAAUUUGGUUUGGUUGCAUUGAUCCAAAGUGCGUCAAAUUUGUUGAACGACAAACUCCCGGAGGCAAGAGAAGCUGCUAGAAGCAUUGUAGUCUCAUUGCAUGGAGCUCUUACUGAAAAUGAGGAAAGCAAGCAGGACUCUUGGCAAAGCUUUUGUCAAUCUAAUUUACCAGCUAUUCAUGCACAAUCUAUGGUUAAACUUGUUUCUUCUUAAAUACAAGUUGUGACGCAGUCUUAGGACUACUGGCUUUCUUUCUUUCUCUCUUUCCUUUUUUUUUUUUUUUUU
Striga asiatica is the source of this 1234-nucleotide messenger RNA. The record is from the annotation of a GenBank genome assembly. Lineage: Eukaryota; Viridiplantae; Streptophyta; Magnoliopsida; Lamiales; Orobanchaceae.